UUGAAAAAGAGAAGAAUAGAUGGAGGCGGAAAAGGUUGCUGUGAAAAUUUUUCCAUUUCAGAUCAUUGGUUGAAUGAUCCCAAAAAGAAGAACUUGUUGUUUUCUGUUGUUGCAAUAGGACAACUGUUGGGAACUCUUCCUAUUAUUCUCCUUAUGCGAAAAAUUGGAUUUAGGUACAUCUUCCCACUUUACGGAAUCUUAACAGCCAUUGCGACACUAGCAACUCCAUUAGCUGUCGAGCUAGGCCAUCUUUUCGUUGCAGUGAUGAGGAUCCUGGCAGCCGUCAUUGCAUUGCCACUGGCUGGUGUAUUUUGUGAGUUACUCGGUUGGAGAUCGUUGUAUUGCUUGCUAGGAAUAUUUGGCUUUCUUUCGACAGUGUUGUUAAGGGUGGUGAGUGCGAAAGAGCUGAGGGUUAUCAGGACUGGCAAAGAAGGUGUGCAAGUACGAGGGCCGGUGCCAUACAUGGCGAUUUGUAAGGAUCCACGUAUACAUGCGAUAUUGCUCUUGGCUAUUGGUGUCGCAGUUUUAUAUACAAUUCAGGUUAUGGGUAUCCAUGUCGCUAAUACUGGAGUCUUGACUGCUCUGCCUCAGGCGCUCGGCAUAGCACUGAAAUUAAUCUUAGGACCAGUUUUCGAUAUCUCAACAUUUAUAUCCGAGCGGAGCCGACUGCUUAUCCUCGCGUUCUUGACGCAAGGUAACCCGGGUGAGGUGCUGACACAAGUCGCAUACUGUGCCCUAUGCGCCUUUAUUGGCUCGAACGCCGUCGGUGGGUUGAAAUGUGUGGCACGACAGCACGUACAUUUCGUGCUGGUGUGCGUGACCAUCGGCGAGUGCGCAACAGCGUUCGUAGUCCCAGCUAUCGUUGCAAUCGCCUGCCCUCAUAAUACGAUACAAGAGGUGAGCCAUAACGUAUUCCUCGUUAUAAGCACCAUUCCAUAUAUGUUUCUGGCCACCAGCGAACCAGCGCCAUGGACGAAAUCAACACCGUCUUCGACGUCAGACAUGAUUCGAACUUCUCAGCCCCAUAAUGCGAUAGCGAAGUAG
Angiostrongylus costaricensis is the source of this 1044-nucleotide messenger RNA. The record is from the annotation of a GenBank genome assembly. Lineage: Eukaryota; Metazoa; Nematoda; Chromadorea; Rhabditida; Metastrongylidae.